Priapulus caudatus is the source of this 4231-nucleotide messenger RNA. Its product is annotated as N-terminal kinase-like protein. Lineage: Eukaryota; Metazoa; Priapulida; Priapulimorpha; Priapulimorphida; Priapulidae. Gene Ontology annotation, biological process: protein phosphorylation. Gene Ontology annotation, molecular function: ATP binding; protein kinase activity. The record is from RefSeq and is a predicted model, not a curated record.
CAACAGUACACAUCACGCAUGUUUUGGUUACAGUUUUCCUAACUUAUGAAAUGUGGUUCUUCUCGAGAGAUUCGACUAAAGAUAUCAAUUAUGAUUUCGGAGAGAAGAUAAAGGGACUCGAAGAUAGCUCAAUAUGGACUUUAUACGAAGGCAAAAAGAAGGGUACAGGUGAUCUUGUAUCAGUAUUUGCCUAUGAUUUGAAAAAUGGUUCUGAAGGACAGACACAACUAGCCAAAGCAGCAUUCAAGCGAAUAAAGACUCUGAGGCAUCCAAACUUCCUCACAUACAUCGAUGGUGUUGAGACAGACAAAGUUAUCUACAUUGUUACGGAAUAUGUUGUUCCAUUGGUGCAUUACCUUGAAAGUACAGAGCACAUUCAGCAGCAGCUUGACCUGAGUAUCUCCUGGGGUCUACAUCAAGUUAUUAAAGCUCUGGGAUUUCUUAAUAAUGACGCCUCGCUAGUGCAUAACAAUAUAUGCAUGUCCUCGGUCUUCGUCGAUCAGGCUGGUGUCUGGAAACUAGGUGGCCUCGACUACAUGUACUCGGCCACAGAUCAAGGAAGCAGGUGAAAAAUCAAAGUUCUUUGGUAAGCUCACUGACUCCCUGCAUAGCUUCCCACAGGAUGCUUGCCGAUACUGCAUUCUGCCACAACUUCUCAACGCGUAUGAGUUUGGAAAUGCCGGUGCGGCUGUGCUAACACCGAUGUUCAAGCUAGGGAAGCUUCUAGAUGCUGAAGACUACCAGAAGAAAAUUGUACCCUGUGUGAUUAAGCUGUUUUCCUCAACAGAUCGUGCCACUAGGGUAGGCCUGCUGCAGAAGAUUGAUUGCUUUGUUGAGCACCUCCAGCCAUCUAUAGUAAACGAUCAGAUCUUCCUUAAUAUAGCCAACGGCUUCAUGGAUACGAAUCCAGCGCUGCGUGAACACACAGUCAAGUCUAUGUUGCUCAUGGCACCCAAGCUCAACUACAAUAACCUGAAUGUGGAGCUGAUGAAACACUUUGCGCGACUACAGUCGAAAGACGAACAGGGAGGAAUCCGUACGAACACAACAGUGUGUCUCGGCAAAAUUGCCGGUCACCUACACCCGUUAACGAGGCAGAGAGUGCUGCUAUCAGCAUUCACCAGAGCCAUGAAGGACCCAUUUCCACCUGCUCGCACAGCUGGCGUCCUGGCCAUGGUUUCCACGCAGAAUUACUACACAAUACACGACUGCGCCCUCCGAGUCCUUCCUAGUCUUGCAGCUCUCACUGUUGACCCUGAUAAGGGCGUGCGAGAACAGGCAUUUAAAGCUAUGCAAGGUUUUAUUGGAAAACUGCAGAAAGCUCAUGAGAAUCCUGACCUAAUACCAGAACUUGAAUCAGACGUGAAUUCAGGAGCUGUGCCAUCCACGGCUAGACAGGCAGCCAGCUGGGCAGGUUGGGCAGUUACUUCUCUCACGUCCAAGUUUUAUAGAGGAGUGCCUGCAGGCAGCACUCAAGACAAUAAAACUUCAGACGAAAAGCCAUCGGAAGCAACCAAGGCACAAGUUUCUCAAAAGUCGAGUAUGCCAUCUAAUGCUCGGAGUCGGCAGCCAGCAGCACCAGUACCCAAGGACGUUGCAGAGGAUGACGCGUCAGACUACGAGGACGGAGAUAAAUGGAGCAAUGCUGAAGAUUGGGGAGAUAUGGGGGACUUGUCAACACAGACCACUGAACGGCCAGGUCCAAGCAGGUUACCGGAAGGUGGGCAUAUCGAGACUACAGAGAGAUCUAGAUUGGCUGUUGCAUCACCUGUAGCAGAUGAUGGUUGGGGUAAUGAAGGCGACUGGGGAGAUGAUGCAGAAGAUGAAGAGGAAGAGUGGGGAAGCUUAGAAGAGCCCACUGUCGUAAAUCCCCAUGGCUUUCAAGACAGGUUGGCAGAACAAAGUGGUACCAUGACCCUCACAAAGGUGCAGAAGUCUCAGGAUCCUUGGAACGACUGGGGAGGGAAAGAUUUCUCUGCAGUGAAAGAUUCAACCACAAUUCCAGCAAGUGCCUACAAUUGGGGGAACCCUCCCGCAAGUGCGGAUUUCUUUUCUACAACUGCCAGCUCAACUGAGGUUAAAUCAAACGUUGGGAAACGUCAACAAACAACCAGCCAGCCAACAUCAAUUCCAGAAGCCAAUUCCUAUCCCUCAGCAAAGCAAACGGCAGUGCCAUCUAGUAGUGAUGAAUGGAACACUGGUAGGGGUGAAUGGGAUGAUAGUGGCUGGGGAAUAGCAGACAACAAAAGCAAGCAGCCAGAUGAUGCAAAAAGGCAAAGGGAAGAAAAAAGGUUGCAGCGGCAACGUGAAUUAGCAGAGAAGAGGGCGAUGCGGCAAGCAGGUGGUGGUGCCAUGAAACUGGGUGCACGAAAACUAAACUAACUACAAGCAUAUAUGAACAAAGUAAACCAACUCUACAAUAAUAUAUAAAUAAAGUCAUGUUAAUAACUGAAUAUAUGUAUAACAUAUAAGCGUCGAUAGCUUAGAGAGAAUUACCACAUGCUAACAUACUUGCAUAAUCAAUGAGUGUCGUAUUUUGGUGGUUUUUGUUGAUAUCGUAAGAUUUGUCUAAACUAAUUAUGACCCAUAAGGCAGAUGUAUUAAAGUUGUUAAAAAAAUUAAGUGGAAUUUUAGUGCAAAAUAUGUGUGCAUCAAUUUCACCUGAUGACUAUAAUGAUGCUAAAAAGCUUCAAUGCAUGAUCACUUGGACAUUUACUGAGUAUUUGAUAUAUUUGCACAAGCAACAGUGUUGAUAGAUAUCAAUACUUUUAUAGUGCGUAAAGGCUAUCAUUGUCAUCCACAACAUGAUCACUUCCAGAUAGUCGACGAUGUCAAACGUUUAAAUACAGAGCUUUUAGCAGGACAUAAGUGACUUUUUUUAAAGUUCGUAUGAAAGAAAGGUUCAUGCGAAGAAAAAGUCUUCGUUCAAAGGGAAAAAUAUUCAUUCAAAGGAAAAAAGUUUGUUCGGAUGGAAAAAGUUCCACAUAAAUAUAAACGGUUCCAAAAGGCGAAUGUUCUUUAUAUAUUACAGCAAUACGAAUCGUAUCAUGUUAGUAUGAACUACUUAAUACAUCACAUUGUCAAAGCUAAUUUUGAUUCCACACGACAGUUUGUUUUUGCGAGAUAAUUUUCUACAUCAGGGCUCAUACAUGAUAUAUUUCGCAUGCGAAGACACGGCUGUUCAUCGCUAGGCUAACGCCACACUCGUUGACGCAGUGCCAUGUAUCUGCCCCUGCAAGAAGACAUGAUCUAGUACUUUGAUUUCUCAGAAUACUCUGAAUUCACACGCUCAUGUGUAUGUGUGCGUGCAUGCGUACACGCGCUUGUAUAUUAUUAUACAAAUAUUAUCACGUGAUUACUAAAACUUAUCACAAUAAGCUUCACGUUGUUUUUCGUUCAGCCUUGGGAAUUUCACAAUUGAAUAUACUUUAAUUUAAUUUCAAUAUUAACGUUUUCAAACAAUUUUCCAACGGUUUCUGGCAAUAUAACAGACUAUUUAAUGUUUUACCACCCUUUCACAGGUGAGAGCGGGAAAACGCUAUCACAUGAUGAAAAUCUACGUACCACUAUAUCAGCAUAUCUAUGUUUCUUAUGGUCAUUAAUUUAAUAGUAACUAAAACUCAAAUCACUAAAUCUGAUUCUAAACAUUUAUGACGGGUAACGGGGAAUGUUUUUUUGUAUCUAAACCAAUAGUGUACAACAAUGAAGUAUGUACAUUGUUAACAAAAUGUCAAAGGUUGAAUUACAACACCAGGAACGAAAGCUACGACGGCAAUUCUCAGCAAAAGGUUUAUACCUACUUGGAAAAUAUUGAUUUCAGAGAGUGGCACAUUUUUUGGCAUCAAUAGAUUUAUAUUUCCCAUUAAGCCAAUUACAGUUGUACCUACAUUGAUGGGCAAAAAUUGCUGAUGCAUCUAUAUAUGGCCCAGGGACGUUUACUGUCUGUACGUGUUCAUAUCGUUGUUCUUGUAAACGGUUUCUACUGUUUAUGUAUGUAUUAGCUGCGGUGGUUUCUUAGAACACUUUCGUUCGAACGAACUUUUAAAUAGGUUUUUCACCAAUGUCCCUUUAAAAGCUCCGUAUUUAAAGGCCCUUGUUAGGUAAAUAUAAAUUCGUAUCGUUUAUAUUGUUUGUGUUGCUUCUGUUGUGCAUUUGUACAGAUACUGUGAUAUAAAGCAUGCAGAAUUGUUCACGAAAAUAAAAUGGCAUAGUCGCAAAGGUAAAAAUGUGA